GUGGACCACCGCCCCGCUGUCAAAAGAGUGUCCCAGCUAACCACUCCGCGGAGUGUUGAAAACACAAGACCAAGUUGACACCUAUCCGGUCAGCUGUUUGAGAGUCAAACUCGGAAUACUUUAAAGAAUAUCAUCAUCAUCAGUAGGAUUCAACCGUAAACCAUAGCCACGUUACAAAAUUGCUAGCUUGCUACCUUCGUUAUACCCAUCUUUUCGAUAGCUAGCAAGCUAAUCUAAACCGCCGAACAAAUUGUUAGCGUAGACAUUUAGCUUCUGUGGGACUUUACAAUGGGAUCCAGAGCGUCGACAUUACUGAGAGAGGAGGAGAUUGAAGAAAUCAAAAAGGAGACCGGCUUUUCCCACAGCCAGAUCACCCGGCUCUACAGUCGCUUUACCAGCUUGGACAAAGGAGAGAACGGCACGCUCAGUCGGGAAGAUUUCCAGCGGAUCCCAGAGUUGGCCAUCAAUCCUCUGGGAGACAGAAUCAUCAAUGCCUUCUUUCCUGAGGGGUCGGACAGGGAGGACCAGGUCAACUUCAGGGGCUUCAUGAGAACACUUGCUCACUUCCGUCCCAUAGAAGACAACGAGAAGAACAAGGACCCCACUGCCUCCGAGCCACUCAACAGCAGGAGCAAUAAGCUACUCUUUGCUUUCCGGCUGUAUGACCUGGACAGAGAUGACAAGAUCUCCCGUGACGAGCUGCUACAGGUUCUUAGGAUGAUGGUUGGUGUGAACAUCUCUGACGAGCAGCUGGGCAGCAUUGCUGAUAGGACCAUCCAGGAGGCCGACCAGAACGGAGACAACUCUAUUUCCUUUAAUGAGUUCAUCAAGGUACUGGAGAAGGUGGACGUGGAGCAGAAGAUGAGCAUCCGCUUCCUGCACUGAGACACUAAUGGGCUUCCUGACAGGACUGUCUCUGAUUGGACCCCAUUCUGACAGGACUGUCUCAAAUUGGCUGGACCCUCCACCUUCACAAUGCCCGUUGGACCAAGACCCAAGCUGUGUCCCUACUGGCACCCUAUUCCCUAUAUAGUGCGCUACUUUUGACCAGGGCCCAUAGGGCUCUGUUAUGUAGUGCACUCAUUUUGUUUAGGGCCCAUCGGUUCCAAGUCAAAAGUAGUGCACAACAUAGGAAAUAGGAUGCCGUUUCGGACGCAACCCCACUCCCAUCUCAACACUAUGCACUCUCUCUCUCUGACCCUCCUCCAUACAGUACUAUGCUCGCUCUCGCUCUCUCUGACCCCUCCUCCAUACAGUACUAUGCUCGCUCUCGCUCUCUCUGACCCCUCCUCCAUACAGUACUAUGCUCUCCCUCCCUCCCUCCCUCUCUCCCUCCCUCUCUCUGACCCCUCCUCCAUACAGUACUAUGCUCUCUCUCCCUCCCUCCCUCUCUCUAACCCCUCCUCCAUACAGUACUAUGCUCUCUCUCCCUCCCUCCCUCUCUCUGACCCCUCCUCCAUACAGUACUAUGCCCUCUCUCGCUCUCGCUCUCGCUCUCUCCCACACCAAGGAUUUGGUAGAACAGAUAAUGUUAGUUUAUUAUUUCUGCUCUGUAAACUGAAGGGAAUACAUGCGUGCCUUGAGAUGUUUUAUGUUGACUCUACUACGUCUCUCAGAGAUGGAACCUUAUUUAUUGUUUAGACCGUUCAAGGUUGAACUAGAUCUCAAUGUUUAUUACCAAGGCUCUCUGUGUUAUAACACCUUCAUGACUUAUAACAUGUUUAAAACAUGUUAAAAACAUGUUUGGUGUCGUUCCAUGUAAGGUAGGGCUUUAUUGUGAUGUUAGCCAGGGCAGAAAAGGCCAAAUCUAUCCUCUUUAUUUAAGCUAACUUUUUUAUCAACAAACAAAAAAAGUGUUUCUGCUUGCUUUGUCAGUAUGAACAUGCAGAUGUAAAAGAUAUGUACAUUUCUCUCUAGUAAGGUGUGAUGUGUUAUUGCUAACAAGGAAUGAUGUUCGUUCCUUUCUUUCUCACUGAGCAACAACUUGUUCUCCAGGGCAGGGUUUCCUAAACUCAGCCCCCUCCUCUUGGGUACAUGUUUAGGUUUUUUCCCCAGCUGCACUACACAGCUGACUCAAAUACCCAACUCCUUAUCAGGCUUUGAUUGUUUGAAUCAGCUGUGUAGUGCAGCUGGGAAAAACAAUAAAACGUGCACCCAAGAGGGGGGGGGGGGGGGGGGCCCAGGACCUGAGGAACCCUGCCCUAGAUCAAGUCUGUGCUCCAAAUGUCACCCUAUUCCCUUCAUAGUGCACUACUAUAGACCAGAGCCCUAUUCCCUUCAUAGUGCACUACUAUAGAUCAGAGCCCUAUUCCCUUCAUAGUGCACUACUAUAGACCAGAGCCCUAUUGAGUGAAUCUUGGCCAUUUGGGACUCAGUCUAAGUUUCCUCAGUGUCUGUCAAUAGGCCACGCUAGUAUUGUCGGACACUAUUUUGCAAUUACCCUUUUUUUGUUUUUGAGAAUUCAUAAUUUUUUUACAUUUCUUUACCCACUAGUGCCAUGGUGUUGUUCUCCCAUCCUUCAAUAUCAUAAGGGUCAAAUGGGAACUAAGUUGUUAUGUUACUUUGUUACGGUUCCACCAGCCUAGCUACAGCCAGUCAACUGUUAAUGCCCAUUUCUCAUAUGUGUCCCAACUGGUGCACUAUGCCCUAUAUAGUCCACUACUUUUAACCAGAGCCUUAUGGCCCUUGAUUAAAAGUAGUGGUCUGUAUAGGCCCUAUAUAGUGAAGGGAAAAAAAAGUCUAAUGGGCCCUGGUCAAAAGUAUUGCACUACAGAGAAUCGAGUGCCAUUUGAGAGACAGCCCUUGUGUUCGACUGUCUCAGACAGCCCUGACCCUAGCUGGUCUACUGACCUGUCUCAGACAGCCCUGACCCUAGCUGGUCUACUGACCUGUCUCAGACAGCCCUGACCCUAGCUGGUCUACUGACCUGUCUCAGACAGCCCUGACCCUAGCUGGUCUACUGACCUGUCUCAGACAGCCCUGUACACAGGAUGUUUGGUCAAAUGUUAGCAUUGUAAUAUUAGAAUGUUUAUAAUAUACCUGGCGUAAUAGUGGAAUGACAGUGUUGAGCCUUUUGUUUGUUUUGGUACACUAGCUUCAAACAGCUGUAAAAACUAUAUUGUUUUGUUAUUGACAAGAUAUUUCUGUGAUUUUUAGACGGUAUAAUGAUUCCCUACGCUAUUCAGUGCUUGUUUUUGCACAAAACUAAAAGUGUAGGAUUUUAGCAACCAGGAAAUGAGAAGGAUUUGUACUAGAUGACUGCUGGAGUCAGAGCAGCUUUCCCAUUUUUGACAACCGAUGCCGCUCCGGUGGGAGAAAUCAAUAGGCCAAUAUCCACCAUUGUUGUGAUUGGCUGUGAUAAGUAACACUGGUGAAAUACUCCUAUUAGCGCCAGCUAUAUUAUGAACGUUUUCUGAAAUUAUUAAAAUCCUGUGUAGCACUUUUUAUAACAUGAUAGAUGGCAGGAGUUUUAGGUUCACCAGAUCCUGAGAGAGAUUUAUUUUUCAUCAAUUAGUUAUAUUAAUCAAUGUGACCAAUCAAGCAUAACUCAAAUGUAUGAUUUUAUUUAUAUAUAUAUAUAUAUAUAUAUAUAUAUAUAUAUGUAUAUGUAUGUAUGUAUGUGUAUGUAUAUGUGUAUGUAUGUGUGUGUGUGUGUGUGUGUGUGUGUGUUUAUCCUGUGAAAUGUUAGGACAAUUGUAAAAAAAAAUAUUUGAUGGAAAUAAAAGAGGUGCCAUGCUUGCUCAAAGUUAA
Molecule: messenger RNA, 3750 nt
Organism: Salmo salar (Atlantic salmon)
Lineage: Eukaryota; Metazoa; Chordata; Actinopteri; Salmoniformes; Salmonidae
Source: RefSeq, a predicted model, not a curated record